AUGAGUACAAUUAUUGAAUUAUCAACAAUAAUAGAAGGAGCAGAAUCUACAAGUGUGGAUCAGAUCUCACUGUUCAGAGGGUGGGUAUUGGAAGGAAGAUGGGAGUGCGUUCUUACUGCAUAUAGAAACGACAGUGACUACCACAUAAUCAGAAUCAAUGAGGAAAGAGGCACUGCACUACAUGUGGCAGUGAAUGAUGGGAUAGUGCAUCUUGUUAAGGCACUUGUUGGAGCAAUCUUGACCCAUGAAGAGGGGAAAGUGGUGGGGAGUGAUAGUGCACUGAGAUCAACCAAUGAGAGAGGGGACACUCCUUUACACCUUGCUGCCUCAAGAGGGUUCAUUGGCAUGUGCAAGUGCAUCAUUGGGGAAAAUGGGGAAAGGAAGGAAUUGAUUACGGUUAGGAACAAAAAGGGUGAAACACCUCUUUUUAGGGCUGUGCUUACAUGCCAAACAGAGACCUUUGUGUACCUUCACAAUGCUUCCAAAGAGUUAGAUGUUCCUCUUAGGAACUAUGAUGGGGAUACCAUCCUUCACUAUGCCAUUUGGAGAGAAUUCUUAGAUUUGGCAAUUAUAAUAACUCAUUGUUAUCCUGGACUUGUGGACACAAGAAACAAAGAUGGAGUCACACCUCUCAAAGUUCUUGCCAACAAACCUUCAGCCUUCAAGAGUGGAAGCAAUCUCUCAUGGUGGAAGCAAAUUCUAUACUACUGUAUACUUGUAGAACCUCUAGAUUCUGAGAAAGCUAUAAAUUCGUACAUGGAGAAAGUUGACAAAUAUGACGACCAUGAACCCAAAGGGAAUAUACCGGUAGAAAAAGAAUCCAAAAAAGCACAAAUUUACGUGGAACGAAAGUAUGCCACUUCUGUUCGCUUUGUAAAGAGUGCUGUUCGAAUAGCAUUCAAAUUCCUUAGCAUCUCUGGAUUGGGAGUCACUACACAAGACUUGAAAGCAAUAAAGAAGAUAAGGCAGAAGCACAAAUGGGGUCCCCAGCUCUUGAAUAUUUUUAUGAAAACGCCUUAUGAGUCGUACAUGGGAAUCACUGGUGGUCAACCAUUUAUGAAAGUUGACAGAGACGGUGACUUGGGGCAACCCUUUAUUACCCAGCAACAGUUACAAACGGUGGAUGCAGCUAGCUCAGGGCAGAAUCAACAACAAAAUAAUAGAACAGAAUCUGCAGCAAAAAAUGAGAAGGAAACAACAUUUGUGACAGUGGCAAAAGCUGGCAUAGUCGACCUUGUGAAGGAGCUUCAAAACAAAGUACCAAGUGCCCUCCAUGACACUACCACCCCUGAGAAGGAUAACCUGCUGGUUGUGGCAAUGAAGAACAUCAGGUACAAAUUUGGAGAACACCAUGUUGACAAGAAGGAGACUGCAUUCUUGGCAGCUGCGAAAAACGGCAUUGUGGAGAUUGUGUAUGCCCUUCAAUCCAAAAUACCGAGUGCUGUGCAUGAAACCAACUCCAACAAUGAAAACGUGUUGCUUGUGGCAGUGAAGCACAGGCAAACCAAAGUUGUUGAGGUGUUGAAGAAGAAUUUGGAGACGAAUCUGUUUGGUAGCUUAAUUUUGGAAGUGGAUAACAGGGAGAACACCGUCUUGCAUUUGGCAGCAGGUACAAGUAGCAGCAGUGAAAGGACAUGGCAGAUUGCUGGUGCUGCCAUGCAAAUGAUGUGGGAUAUCAAGUGGUAUCAGUACGUGAGAGACCUAGUGCCAGAACAUUUAACUUUCAGAACCAACAAGGACGACAAAACCGCUGGAGAAAUCUUCAAGCAGAAUCACAAAGAUCUGGUGAAGGAGAGCUCCGAGUGGCUGAAGGAAACCUCCAAUUCCUGCUCGGUGGUGGCCGCUCUCAUCGCCGGGGUCUCGUUCGCCACCUCCAGCUCUGUCCCGGGCGGCACUGACAACGGAAAGCCGGAGCUGGAAGGGCAGCCGGCUUUCGACGCCUUCGCCAUCGCCUCCCUGAUCGGCCUCUGCUUUUCCGUCACCGCCCUGAUAAUGUUCCUGGCCAUCUUGACCUCCCGGAAACAGGCCCAGGACUUCCGGAAAAGCUUGCCCUUGAAGCUCCUCUACGGCCUCAGCUCUCUCUUCGUCUCCAUUGCUUCCAUGCUCAUUUCGUUUUGCUUUGCUCAUUUCUUCGUGCUCAAGGACAAGUACAAGGACAUCUUAUUCCCUGUUUACAUUGCCACUUGUUUGCCUGUCACUUUCUAUGCAAUUGUGCAGUUUCCUCUCUACGCUGAUCUGCUUAAAGCAAUCUUCAAGAAGCUGCCACAACCAAGCAUUACCAGUAGCCAAUUCUAG
Messenger RNA from Sphenostylis stenocarpa, 2295 nucleotides. The record is from the annotation of a GenBank genome assembly. NCBI's taxonomy places the organism in Eukaryota, Viridiplantae, Streptophyta, Magnoliopsida, Fabales, Fabaceae.